AUGACUGGCACAUCAAGGGCGAGCCGACAGAGGGCUAUGGGCUACUCGUAUAGAGGUCCAAAAGCUGCUCUGAUUGCGUCCACACCACCACUAAAUAGUUGCCCGAGAAAGGAAAAAAGCAACUUUGCAUCCGUUGCGGGAGCCUCUUGGUUGGGAAUGGACCCCGAUCCUGCUCUGACACACUUGUAUUCGUGCAGUAGAUGGGCGGACGCCGAUCCAGCUGAGGUGAUCGCCGAGUAUAUCCGAAUAGGGGAAGAGACUUGCCGAGAGCUCAGGUUGUUAACACAUAUUGAAGAUCUCGCCUACGAGGAUGACGGGUACAGGGGAAAGGACAGCAGAAGCAUGGUGGAUAUAUGGGGUGAAGUGAAGGACCAUCUGGUAAUUUUCAUUCAUGGCGGUUUCUGGCAGGUCGGAGUUGGGUUGCAGAAGUUUUUAAUCUCGCAGCUAAUUCUCUUCUACGUGCAGAUUCCCAACGUAACCUUACUUUUUGCCGGGUUUUCCGAUGGAGAUGUUGCUGAUUUUGCCAUCUUGGUAGCCGUAAAUCUCGUCAAAAGCGGUGUUGCAAUGGCGGCAGUCGGCUACGAACUCGCAAGCAGUACCUGGCCGUUGUCCGCUGUUGUACGGCAAGUUGGGAGGGCUGUGGAAGUGGGAUUUUACUUCACUAUCCGACUGCUUCUCAUUCCUCGAAUUCAGUUCCUUCUCGCGAAGUAUCCGACCGUCACGUACAUAACAUUAGCUGGCCACUCAGCAGGCGCUCAACUGGCUUUCAAAGCCUACACCCAUCUGCGGUCUCCACGUAUACAAAAGCUCGCUCUCUUAGCCGGUAUUUUCGACUUGCAAGAGUUGCCUUCAUGUGAGAUCGGUACAAUUAUUGGUUUAACCCGUGAAGAAGCGGAGCUGAACUCGUGUAGCGCGUUCGAGUUAGUCAAUACGGAAGUUAAGGUGUUGUUGCUUAUAGAUAUGAAAGAUUCUCCAAAGCUCAUUGAACAGAAUACAUGCAUGGUCAACGCAAUGAAGGAUGCCGGUGUUUCGGUCCAAUACCAUGUACUUUCUACUUUAGAUAUUUAA
Messenger RNA from Angiostrongylus costaricensis, 1068 nucleotides. NCBI's taxonomy places the organism in Eukaryota, Metazoa, Nematoda, Chromadorea, Rhabditida, Metastrongylidae. The record is from the annotation of a GenBank genome assembly.